Clavispora lusitaniae ATCC 42720 is the source of this 1104-nucleotide messenger RNA. It is a transcript of the gene MTG1, whose product is annotated as putative GTPase. NCBI's taxonomy places the organism in Eukaryota, Fungi, Ascomycota, Pichiomycetes, Serinales, Metschnikowiaceae. Gene Ontology annotation, molecular function: GTPase activity; GTP binding. Gene Ontology annotation, cellular component: mitochondrion. The record is from RefSeq and is a predicted model, not a curated record. Gene Ontology annotation, biological process: mitochondrial translation.
AUGUCUUUUGUACCUCGAAAGGUUUUCCCAGACUACCGCCUACCUUUAUCCAAUUUCAAAGGUCAUCACCAAAAGGCGCUUACGAAGUUUGGCCAUCUUGCUCCGCAGGUAGACUUGGUGUUAGAAGUGCGAGAUUCGAGAGCUCCCAUCUCUACGACAAAUGUGCUUUUCGAUCGGGUUUUGGCUCGCAAGGAAAAGCUCAUUCUCUACAGCAAGCAGGACCUUUCCAUUCUAAAACCGAAACUACUAGCCAAGUGGCAUGCCAACGAGAAAUUUCUCUUUGUCGAUACCAGAUCAAAGAAGGAUGCCAAGCGCAUAUUGAAAGCAAUCGAAGAUCAUUACACAAACAUGGUUCCUCCUCCGCCUUUAGGGCUCCGCACUAUGAUCAUUGGUAUGCCCAACGUAGGAAAGUCCACUUUGGUGAAUACGUUGCGGUCAGUGGGGUACAUUGCGCUGCUUGGUGACCGAGUGUCAACUAAAAAGUCAAAAGUGGCAAAAACUGGCGGUCAGCCGGGUGUCACUAGAAACACAAGCGAAAUCAUCCGUCUCAGUAAGGACCCAGACAUUUUGGUUUAUGACACACCAGGGGUUUUUCUCCCCACAGUAAAAGAUGGCGAAACUAUGCUUGCUCUUGGGCUUGUUGGAUGCGUGCAUACGUCUUUCAUUGAUCCAGUUAUUCAAGCCGAUUACUUAUUGUAUCUCCUCAAUUUGCAAGAUCCAACGGGGGCGAAGUACAAUGAGUAUAUUGAUCAUCCUACCAAUAGCAUCCACGAGCUCUUAUAUAACAUUGCGAAAAAGAGGAAAGUUCUUCACAAAGACGACACCUACGAUGAGUUGGGAAUGGCGAACUAUUGGGUUAACUUGUGGAGGCAAGGGAAAAAUCAACGCUAUAAGGGAUUGUUCGAUAAGGCUGCAAUCGAAGAAGCUGACGCAACUGAGGUGAAGCGCCUAUUGAAAUUAGAACAGACGCGAGUCAAGGAAACAACAGUACACAACAAAAUCACGAAUAGUUUGGGUGAGGAUGGUACUGGCUUCUCGAAGAACAGGAAAAGAACAGCCAAGGAUAGAGAGUACGACUUGAGAAACCAACUUUUCAAAUUAUGA